AUGACAAUAUUCUGGCUCGUGCAAUUGCAGAAUGCUAUUUUAAGAUACAAACUCUACACAAAGAAAGAAGAAUUCCCAUGUUGGAUUGACUUUCAACAAGUGCUCCUCUACACACCAUCACUCAUGAACACUGCACGGGAGUCGUGGUCACUUCCUGACCUACAACCCUUGGGCUAUCAGUUUCAAAUCAUGAUUCUCCUUCUGGGCAAGUCAACAGCCCGGAUCAGCUCCUCCAAUACACCUUUGCAGUUGUUCAACAUGCUCUCGCUUCAGGCUCUCGCCGCGGCCAAGUUGUCAAAGAAGCACUUUAUUCGCUAA
This is a messenger RNA of Penicillium samsonianum, 318 nucleotides long. RefSeq lists its product as uncharacterized. The transcript has 2 exons. NCBI's taxonomy places the organism in Eukaryota, Fungi, Ascomycota, Eurotiomycetes, Eurotiales, Aspergillaceae. Bases 1 to 318 code for a protein of 105 amino acids. The record is from RefSeq and is a predicted model, not a curated record.